Molecule: messenger RNA, 6669 nt
Organism: Porites lobata
Lineage: Eukaryota; Metazoa; Cnidaria; Anthozoa; Scleractinia; Poritidae
Source: the annotation of a GenBank genome assembly
GUCGUGACGCUUCGUGUAAGAAGGAAAUUGUAUAAUCUCAUAGAUAGGAACCUCUUCCACCGCUGUCAUAUUAUAGGCAAUCAAAUCAUGUAUUGAGGAAGUGAAGAUUAAAACAACUUGAAAUGCUGAUAAUUGAGCUCCAUUUAAGGUGACCACGUUGUUUUAAAGAUAUUUCAGCCCGGAAUAAUACUUUCCACCUGCUAAAUCAUAUAAUUAUACUGUUGUAUAAAACCAUGCCUAUAAAAGAUAUGCUUCAUUAAAGUCACAGUCACAGAACUGGUUCACAAUUGCAGAAAACAAUAGAUGCCAGACUUAAUACAAAGCUGGCAAAAAAGCAACUUCAAAAUGAACAAAUCUUUAGGCUUGUAUAAACGAGUGAGUAUAUUCUUUUUUAAAUUUAUCUUAAAUAUAAAGAUUCGUUACUAAAAUAUGCUUUAUUUCGCAUUCUAGAAGCCCUUUCUGCUUAUCUCUGGAAAAUUACAAAGUGAUCAUGAUACCGCGAAAAAGAAUUGAGUCUCCUUGGGCGUUUUCUUUCUGUUAAUUAGACUAUUUUUAAUUCGUAAAGUGUAAUAAGAAUAAUCCGUUAAUAACACCUAGUUCUUUCGCGCUAUAUAUAACUUAAUCAACGCAUCAUUUCUUGACACUGUAUUGAACGUUGGAUCAUAAGCUGAACGCCUAAACUGUUGAAAUAAUAAUCAAAAUUCGUAGGGCCUAAUUUGAAUUUGAUUUUUGGGUAGCCGACUUUAAAAGUAUAACUUAUCACAACUUCUUCAUUCUUACAGCGAGUAAUAAUAGUAAUAUUUAAUUUUUUAAUGUGGACUCUUAAUGAGAAAGCCACCCUCACUUACCCUUGUGCUACAAGGAUUAAGUUUUUUACUGCUUCUUUUAGCUGUAAUUUGCAUCCUGUUGUCAUUGUAAUAGGAUUUUCGCAUGCUAGGGAGGCCAUUUAUUUUUAUAGUUUAUUGUAGGAUUCGGCUCGCAUGCAGUGCCAGGGUGUCGAUAUACCUAUUUCUAUAGUAUUUCAGUUAACACUUGAGUGCACUUCAGUGGAAACUUUACCGGUUUAAAUAUACUGUUUGUAUAUAUUAAGCGUCGGUGUGCGUUUGUUUGCCAACAACAGCUAUUUUUAAUUCGUUUUCUCAUUAUUUUCUUUUUCUCAUCGACCCUCAUCAACUGUUCAACUCCCAAAAGGCAACCAAAUUAAAACAGAAAGUGAAAUUUUGAAAGUUUAAAUGUCGCUUUGUAAGAUAUGGGAUAUUAUAUAGGGCGUGUUAGACUGGCCGUAUUCCGAAAUAAGAAUAGGUGGAUUAAAAUUUAGAAUCCCUUUUUUGGAAUUAAUUGGAUUACAAUAUCUAGAAAUCUGCUUGAAAUAAAAUAUUCCGAUAUAUGUAGAGUUUAAAUGGUCCAAAAAUCAUGGCAGAAGAGAUUUGUAACAAACGAAACUUUUGCGUAUUCUUAUUCCAGAAUACGAUCAAUCAAACGCACCCAUAUAAAUAACACAACGCAACUUGACCAUAAAAGUUGCUGAGUAAUAUUCGCUUUUGCUGGAGUCUCAGGGUGCCAAGUAGCUUUCAACUGAAUGGUCACACUUUAGGAUUUUACCUAGAGGCUCAAAAGUUAGAACCACUUUGUACAGAAUAAUAAACAGUAGCACAGCACAGUACUCCUCAAUACUGAGCUUUCAUUUGAAUGGUCACACUUAAGGAUUUCAUCCACAGACUCAAAAGUUAGAACCACCUUGUAAAGCAUAAUAAACAGUACCACCGGAGAGUACUGCUCAGUAGCGUUCAUUUGAAUGGUCACACUUAAGGAUUCCACCCAAGGACUCAAAAGUUACAACCACUUUACUUAAUAAUCAUUCCAUGCUGUUUCGUGACAAUAUGUGCUUUAACAGAAAGUACAAAUUCGUACUAUCUCAUUGUAUUUCUUUACUAACAGGUUAUUUUCGUCCUGAGCUUCCUGUCAUGCGCUGUCUCCCACGUGAAAAGCCAUCCCAAUAGAGCACUAGCCGAUUCUGAAUACACCUGGUUCCCGAAGGAUGCCGAAGAUGACAUCGAUUUCCGACGUUUUCCAUAUAGUCGUGAACUGUCUGAAGACGAGUUUGAGGAAUUGGACGAUGAAAAUUUGAACGACGUUGAAUCGUACGAUGAGAAACGCAGUAGUUUUGGGCUUCCUUCAGUCACAAGCUACCAAAGAGACCCGAACUCUGUAAGCAUACCUUGCUUUAAACUUUACUUGUAAUACACUUUACUUGAAUGACUCUUACUUCACUGUUUUUCAUCAUUUGAACUCGGAUCCGCUGAAAGAAAAGCAAUGAAAGGACGUUUAGAAUGAAAGGAAGUUUAGAAUGAUAACAAAUAAUGUUGGCUACUGCUUUAAAGUUUUUAACUGAUUAGCCCGAACUUCAGACAAUCCUUCGAGUCGCACACUCAGUUGCUGAGGGUAGUAACAGCUAGGAAAAAUAAGUCCUAUCUCGGAAUCAAAAGUUUUCAACUGAAAACAUGUUUUCGGUCAGUAAUUUGGCUAUCCUUUCAAUUUAAGGCGAUGCAAAGAUCGUUCAAAAACGAAGAAGGAUAUUAUCUGAUUGAAGGCGCUGGGCAUGAAGUAAAAGGAACAAAGAAUCUAUCAACAUGUAACACCAAUGGUAAGUGUUCUUUUUAUUAAAGGAGGCUAAGCCCUCUACCAAUCACAAAAUGAUUAAACUUCUAACAUGAUUUGAUAACUUGUUUCCGCCACUAUCGCUAAACCCGUAGUAGAAUGGCAACAGCUAUCACGUUUUCCCGCCAAAACGACGCUGGUUCACGCGCGCGCAGUGUUUAGUAUAGAGAAUAUCUCGUUCUCGUAGUUGUCGUCUUAGAAUCUAAGGGUCUCUACUAAAAGUGAGAACUGUAUUUCCGGAUCGGACAUUUUGGUUAUGAAACAGGCUUUUACGCGAGUUUUCGCUAAAAAACGUAUCUCUGCAGUUCUAUAAACAUAGCCAAUUAGAAAUUUAGUACUAUAUUUAACAGUUUCGAUGUUUGACAGUCACCCUUUUAAAAACUAAAUAAAGCGAAAGAUGUGCAUGCUAAGAGUCUGAAAUAGGCUCCAGUAAGAGAUUGAUCUCCAACCCAACCAGCGGGAAAGAGAGGCCUUUUUCUUUCUUGCGUGGUUUGCAUAAUUAACACCAAUGGAAACUUUCACGUGAACUACAAAACUGUAUUUCUCAAGCUUUGUUUAAAGAAUUCUCUAAAUUUACAUAAUAUUAUUCUAGCCGAAUGAAUCGAGCACUAAUAACAACUGAACUGGUUUGGUCAGCCAGUUCUACAGGUAAUAUUAAGCGCCCUAAAAUUGGGGGAAAACACGAGAAAAGCCCUGUCCCGCGACAGAAUGUUCAGAAUUCUUGUCCGUGAAAUUCACUGUGCUUGACAAACGUCCACACAAAUAUGGGCUUCUGGUCACAGACGUCAGAGAUCAACAAACCACAGCAAUAUCUACAGUCGAAUCUCUCCAUAAUAGCCAGAGGGUCAAGGUUAAUAACUAAAGUGGAGGUUACAAGAAAGGUUAUUGCGCGAGGGGCGAUUGUAGCAAGGUGGCCGUUGCAAGAGGUUAAAAUAACAGUGAAUGUAUCCGCGGAAACGAAAAACUUGGCUUCUGCCAUUUGUAAUAUGGCUGUUGAACCUGAUUAUCGCGGUAGAUACCGAAGACAAGCAAUGUAGUCCUGACUUAUGAAUGAAAUACCGCGAGACGACAUUCAUUUCAUAUGUAGAUGAAAAUUUGAAAUUUGAACAUUGAGUAGGGAAACUCUUCAGCUAGUAGCGAAAAAAAAAACAGAUUACACAAGGUGUAUUAUUUACCAACUAAAUAAUGUUAUUACCAACUAAUAACAAUUUAUUGACCAACGAAAGAGUGACACCGGUCUUUCAGGGUCGGCCAGGGUUUUUGUAUAUACAAUAAAUUGAGGUAUUUAAUUUCAGGUAUACAGUAUUUUUUGCUAAAAAUUGGGUAUAAAGUAUUCUCUCACGACCAAUUUUGGGUAUAAAGUAUAUCGUGUUUUUCUUAAUUAUGGCAUUUUACACGAGUUUUAGUGUAAUUUUUGGUAUAUCAGAUUGGAAGGUUUAUUUCGUGUACACUUUUGGUAUUCCACUACCCCCCAUCCUGGUCUUUCGAGACAGGAUCUUGCAUCUGCAUGCAAUGGUCAACAGACGGAAAAUCAGUGCGGGUCCGCCCGAAAUAGAUAGAUAGAUAGAUAGAUUAUUUACCUAUUUGUGGUUGUUCUUUUUGUUACAGGAGUCUUUUCGGUUGGAAAAACUAUUGGCGGGAAAAAUUUCAUUAAGAGCCCGACCGGAUGGUACUUGGCAAUAGACUCCAGUGGGAACGUUUACAUGAAGGUGAGAUACGUUAAUCAAACUGUUUCAAAAGUCCAUUGUUCGCAGUCCUAUGUAAAGCGUUUUCAUUCACGCAGCCAUUCACGUGACGUUUCAGCCUCAGCACUUCAUCAGAGCAAACCCAUAUCAAUCAAUAAAAAAGUCUUCUUCCUGUUUCGCCAAUAAAUAUAUCUUUUUUCCAUAGUACAUAUUAAGUUAUAUGCAACAGAUAAUAUUUUUGAAGGUGCAUGUGGAAAUAGUCACUGAUUUUAAGGCACAGUUUAUGCGGGAAAAAAUUGUCCUGGGUAGAGGGUUUCCUCGCCUACCCGAGCUACCCUGGGCGAGUAAACUUUUCGAGCAUUUCCUUACAAAACUUGGCGAACCAUUCACAUAUGGAAAAAGUUGGCUCGGCUAGAUGGGUCAUCCACUUAGCCAUAUCACCCGUACCAACCUUUCUCCAUGCAUAGAGCAUGCGCGAGCACUGUUGCCAGCUCUUGGCUCGCGCAAAGGGGUCAACUUUUUCCCAGGUAAACGCUUGCUAAAGUUGGCUUGGCUGGGAGGGUGACCAUCCUUCCAAGAACAACUUGUCCUCACAUAGACGGGAUCUAAAUAAGGCCAGUUGAUUAUCACCGACCCGAUACCCGAUACGGCCUGAAACAUUUUGAUCUCUUUUCAGAAAAACAGAGACAGUGACACGGAUAUCAAGACCAGGUUGUUGGACCUUCAUCGCGUGGGGCUUUACCGGAAAAUCACCAGCCCUACCCAUCGAUAUUUUCUGAGUAUUUCCCCACAGGGCGGAACCAUCAGUGAACAAACUCUAGCCAGUACAAACGCAGCGAAAUUUCGAGUCAGAUAUGGUAGUAGCUGUUAGAAAUCACAUAGGAAACAAACUCGAUCCCAGGCCUUUCUUUGCUUUGAAAAUUGAGGCGUAGAACGAUUCUCAUGUGUCCAAACCAUUUUUCCUGGUCUUAUCACGCGGGAAAAGAGAAAUUUCAGUAUUUAUUCCAGCAAAUGACGUCUAGAUUAGUUAACUGCAACGGGAAGUAUUUUAAGAGAUAUUUUAUAAUGCGUCGUGAGAAAGAACUCCAUGUUUUGUUGAAUAUCCCAGUAGCCUUGAACAGCGGCUUGGCAACGCCACCAUUUUGAAAGUGGAGGAAGCCUGGGGCGAGUUUUAUGAUAAAGAAACAAAUUAAAUGCUCUUCUUGUAAGGACGAAGACCCGUUCAAAAUAAUUUUGUAAAAAUAUAUAUGGUAGAAAUAUUUUUGCAAAAAUAAAUGUUACUAGUCGAAACGUAAUAACCGUCAUGCUGAAAUCGGAAAGAGCCGUUCAAUGAAAAACAAAUCGAUUCAUUAAAUUAUUUAUUUUAUUUUAUUCUCAAGAGAUAAAUACUUCCUAAGCAGUUUUGCAAAACCAGACGUUUCGAGCGUAACUUAAUUUAAACAGUUUUAAUUUCUGCUUCAGCAUAACCAGAUACACUAACUUGCAAUCGCCCUGUUCUCUCAGUCCAAGAGGGGCACAUUACAGUACGUAAAAAUAUUCACUUUCGCAGUAGUGGAAGACUGAAACUUAAAAUAAACAGAACUGCAAGAAAGAACAAAUCGCAGUGAAAGUAUGUGAGUCAUGUUAUCUGUUUGUGACAUUCACUUACACACGAAAUACCACACGGAUCUAGAUUUGCUAUUUGGAGGAUAGAUUGCGGAAGCAUGUAUGGAAACAUCACCAAACAGGGUAAAACUUCCCGGUUUUGUGGUCUUCCACGCGGUGACUGGUUUGGUGUCAUAAAUGUAUUGAAUAAACCAAGAUCAAUAAACUUUAUGACUCGACUAGGAACACCACCCCCCGCCCCCUCCACCACCCAGGCUAAACUAGCAAAUAGUAAUUUUGUUUGUCUGACUUUGAAACCGGAUAUUUCGUUUGUAUAGUGAAACGUUUUUUUGUGUGUGCAAUGUUGUUUUGUCGUAAUGAAUCACGCUUCUAUCAAUCAGCCUUAGCGACAUUUCAUUGCAAUGUUUUUCCCAAAACAAUUCAUUUUAACUAACUCCACAUUUCAUUUCCAACAAUUUAACGAUCGAUUAUUUUGAAACGAUUUGAUUUGUUGAUUUGCAUGGCAAAAGUUUAAAAAAGGAGGUGUUGAGAAACGAGGCUAUUUCUUUCUCAAAAUAUUAAUUUAUUAAUUUCAUAUUUAAAUUAUUGAAUUCAUAGCAAUCCGGUGCGAUAAAGAUGUUAUCUAUAAAUUGAAUUUAAUUAAAUGAAAGGUCAUUCCUAUUACAUAAAUGUUCCACGAUAGUUAGGUAAUUAUACGAAAGAUUAAACUAUAUUGAAGAUG